Messenger RNA from Harpegnathos saltator (Jerdon's jumping ant), 2284 nucleotides. Its product is annotated as nuclear pore complex protein DDB_G0274915. Lineage: Eukaryota; Metazoa; Arthropoda; Insecta; Hymenoptera; Formicidae. Gene Ontology annotation, molecular function: metal ion binding. The coding region runs from base 99 to 2174 and encodes 691 amino acids. The record is from RefSeq and is a predicted model, not a curated record. The transcript has 5 exons.
UCGGAACGCAGCCUGCGAGAGAGAGAGAGAGAGAGAGAGAGAGAGAGUGAGUGUUUGGUGUGUUUUAGACGUAUGUACACAAUUUAGGAGUGUGAAAAAUGGUUAUCUGCAAAUUUUAUCGGCAAGGCAAUUGUCGUUACGGACAAUAUUGUCAAUUCGAACAUGUUAAUCAUUUUGGUGGUCCCAAAGCAGACUUGUAUAACGAGGAUGAAAUCGCGGUCAUUGUGGCAAAAGAGGUUUUACUUGCUGAAAGAGGUGGACAAUGGUUGUUGUCAUGUUUUGCACCACUCAAAGAACGUCCCAGUAUCCCAGGUAUGGAGGAUUUGUCUCCAGAGGAAGUUCGAUGGGAUAUGUACCAAGCGCAGAAAAAUGGCAUUGUUGAACAAGCAAAACUGCAUUUUCAACAACUGUGCCAAGAUAUGAAGGCUAAGAGAGAUGCAUUGAAAAAUCCGAAUCGGGAGACGAUAACCAUGUUGAAAAAGCUUCUGGGAAGUGGUCAAAAAGGUGGGUUGGGUCCAAAUAAUGACGCAACAACUGACAAGUCAUCUCGUUCCUUUCUUGCAGCACCUCAGCUAGGUCUAGCUAAUAGCACACCAGCCAAUAACGUAUUUGGGAAACAAACAUUUGGUGUACAAACCAGCAAUUCAUUCAGUGGAGGAUUCGCCUCCUCGAGCAAUACGUCGAUAUUCGGAAGACCCAACAAUAAUACGACGGCUCCCAUGUUCGGCGGUACACCGACCUUUGGGAACAAUCUCGGCUUCGGCGCCGCAACCAACACCAGCUCAAUUUUCAAUGGGACAACGAACACGCCGGCGUUUGGGACUGUCGCAUCUCAAUCUAAUGCGAUUUUCGGUGGAACGUCCCAAGGCAUGUUCAGUCAGAGUAAUAACGUAUUCGGCGGUGCGAACCAGCUGAGCUCGCAGUCAACCACGUCGGCGUUCGACAGUGGUGCAACGUCCUCCACCUCGUUGUUCAACAGUUCGAUGACCUCCCAGGCGAACACUUCUUUGUUUGGAACAACGCAAACCACCACCGCGGGCUUGUUCGGUGGUACCUCGUCAAACACCCAGACGAAUUCACUCUUUGGCGCUACCACGUCGUCUGGUCCCUUCAACGCCGGAUUAUUCAGUCAGCAAAAGACAUUACCCGCUUUCGGUGGAGCACCGGUUUUCGGAGGAGCGGCUAACUAUACCGGUAAUUCCGGUUCGAUGUUCGGCUCAUCCGCUCAAACGUUCGGUACACCAGCAAUAUCAUCGAGCGGUAUCUUCGGCACAUCCGCCGCUGCUACGACGCCUGGUUUCGGAGCAUCCGCUGUUACCGUAACACCGGCUACGACGCCAGUUUUCGGUGGGAUAUCCACUUCCACUACAGCGCCGAGCUUUGGAGCAUCAUCAGUCGCUGCCACAACGCCGGCUUUUGGUUUGGCUCAGCAACCUGUCGCUAAUACCUUCGGAACUACCGUGUCCGCCGCACCGAACGUCUUUGGUGCUCAGAAUACCGCCACUACUAUACCGAUAGGUAACAAUACACCGUUCGAAGAACCGGUUAUUAACAGUCCGUUCGUCACUGCAACGAGUUCACAAUUCGGCUCCACAAACACAACUUCGUCGGCACCAUUUGGCAGUGCGAGAUUCGGCCUGGCUGCGGCGAACGCGAGCGACACGUUUGGUGCCGCGGCUACGUCUUCUAAUUCGUUGUUUGCGAAUGUAGGAACUACCUUUGUUUCCUCGAAUGUAAAUGUACCGAAUGCUUCACCGUUUCCCGCGCCAAUGUUCGGUGCCUCGCCAUUCGGUGCAAUUAACACGACCGCAGCCGCGACGGUGGCGGCGACAACGACGGCGACGGCGACGGCGACGACAAUGACGACGACGACGACGACGACGACGACGACGACGACAACGACAACGACAACGACAAAUCCGUUCGCACCGCGGACACAGCAAAGUAGCACGCCGUUUAGCAGUGUUGCGCAGAAUCAACUUACCGGCAUCACCAGUCUCGCGUCUCCGUUCGGCAAUACAUCGAUUGCUGUUACCAUAAUUAGCAAUAUUAUCGAUGACAGCGUUUACAGCGCAGAGAAUGCGUUAACGGACGACGAAAAGAGCAUGUUCUUGGCCGAAAAGUUCACCAUUGGUAAAAUACCACUGAAACCUCCUUCUAAAGACAUAAAGUGAAUUGACUUGUGUGAAUUGCCUCCGUGAACAAGUAUCGAGUGUAUAAUAUGGUAAAGACAUGGAUGUAAAAAUAUUUUGUCGACCUGUGAAAUGAAUUCCGGUUGGAAAAA